AUGCCAGCGGAGUCGGCCAAAAAACCAGCUCGCAAAACCCCAAAGACCUAUCGCACGAGCAGGCGCACACCUCCCAAGGUCCAAAAUGUAGAGUCCUCGCAGCGCGAUGACGCCUACGAAGCGACGACUGUCCAGGAUCGCAUUCGGCAAUGGCAGGCCCAGGGUGCUGCAGAAGCUCUCGCUCCAGAUGCGGUGAGCGUGCGAUCAAUUCCGGCUUCUGAAUGUCCCUCAAGCGUUACUAGACCGCGGUCUGAACACGGAGAUGAGUCUAGUGUGCGAGGCGAUGGAGGUACUAGGGAGAAAAGCGAGGGCGUUCGAGACAAAGCCAGGAGUAAGAGUGCUCCACGGCGCCGCAUCGUCAGUGAUGAGCACUGGAAGAGCAAGGAAGACGCCAGAGACAAAGCCUCUAAACCAACGAACAGUCGACGCCCAGAGUCUCGUCGAUACGAUCCGUCCUAUACAUCCAAUCAAGAGAGAUCCAAGGAAUCUCGCCGCUCAAGGUCGCAUCAACAACUACCGACAGACGGCGAGAUCAAAACAGCAAUUCCAUUUGACGACGGUAUCAGAGUCAAGCCGCUGGACCACGAGGGACCCCAACCUGCGGAGGAUUCACAGUCCUAUGGAGACGUGGAAAGCAGAGCGGAUGAUGAAUUGGCCCGCCAUUUGACCAUGGAAUCCAUGAUUCCUUGUGAUCACGAAAAGUACUCUGAGGGAUCGAUCAGAGCGAACGAUGACGACACAAGUCCACGCAAAUCCAGCAGAUAUGCGGAAUUGCUAGGCAGGGGCGGAGAUGCAGUUCAAGCCAUGGAGUUGCCGAAAGCCAGAAGAGGUGGACUUCUCGGCAAAACGCGAGGUAAGAUUAUGAAGUCGGAAACUCUACUACCGGUCAACAAUCGCAUACCCAGUAUCGAGGCAUGGCUGGAUGAGCAACCUGACCCCUUUAUGGAUAACGGCGAUCGAGAAGAUCUGCCACCAGUGGAAGUGCCCAAGCCGUUGCGGAAACGGGCACAUCGAAAGAGAACAUCGGAGGCAAAGCCUGGAUUGGCAGAUCCGAAUCAAAUAUGGGACUCUAUUUCCACACCUGUCGAACCUGGACCCCCUGAUACUUCGAAACAACUUGACUCAGUAACCUCUCCGGACGGAGAUCGAGAAUCCGCUCCAAGACUCCGCAAUCGUCGGAAAGCCGACCAAGAUGACGAUGAUGGGUCUCCAUCAUCGCUGCGGCGGAGAGGCGCGAAAGUGCGCCGACGGCGCGAUAUUUCCACAAAAGACAUGAUGAACAGUAGAGAUGAUCCGGAAGCAGCUGGAUGUUUGGCUGAAGAUCCUUCACUUGAGGAGCCGACAACCGCAUCCACGAGUCCGCCUAACCGACGUUGUCCUCCUGUAGGCGGACAUCAGCCCGCAACAACUGCAUCCCCCGAGACUUUCAGAGAGCCGCCCCGUGAGCAGCGCCCUGACCCGCCUGUACCCCAAGAAAGUAAUGGACUCAGGCGCAAGCUUACCACUCAUGAAGACCUAAUGUCAGUCCUGUCUAUGCCAAGAGGAAGCAGAAACCGCCGAUCAGCACGGGCCGCAAGAAGAUCACGGGUCAAACAGCACUCCAGCUCUGCGAGGGAGGUACUGUACGGGCUGUCGGUGGAUGAACAGAAGUAUGCACGAGAACUGCAGACCCUUGUCGAUGGUGUCAUUCCGGUUCUUCUCCAAUGUGCAUUGUCUAGAACCAACUCAGCUGCGGCAGCCGAAUUGUUUCUCUCGUCGGAUAGCGGCUCGGACGAGAUGAACAUGACAAAAUCGAUCGUCGAGAUGGGUAUCGCAUUGGAGAGACUGAAAACCCUCCACAAGCGGAUUCCCCUCGGGGACAUGGACAGCCUACUCAGUUGGGCAAAAACCUCAGAAAGGGCGUACCGGGACUAUCUACAUGCGUGGAGACUCGGCUUUGAGGAUGUUGUUGUGAACCUUGCUCCUAUUAACAGUUCCACUCCUCCCGAGCAAGGCAUUUCCCGGGAUGAGGCGGGUGACCUGGUAGACGGAGAAGGCAAGAAAGCGGAUGUGGCUUACCUGCUCAAAAGACCGCUGGUCAGGGUCAAAGCCUUCAGCAAGGCCUUCACUCGCAUUCGAGAUCAGUCCGACCUAGCCCUUGCGGUCCAGAUGGCGACUACCUAUGCGGACCUGACAGCGCUAGCCAGAAGGCGAAAUCAAGAAGAACAAGCACGACUGGAAGACAACCUUGCGGCGAAUGUUGACGCAACGAAGUCGCGUGACAUACGUACAAUGGCGGCAAUGACCCAAGUCAACGUGAACAGGACCCGCCGGGUGAAAGCGCGAGACUUCUUCAAUCUCACCGUGUACCACUCAAGCGGGCAGAGACUGGACUGCGGCAUUGAAUUGGUCUUUCGAGACAAUGCCCGUGGCGAUCCGGUUGGGGGAGAUGUGCUUGUUUGCGAAGUCGACGACACGAGUAAAUGGCUCCUCUUUGCUCCCAUCGAGCUGAAUUCCGUGUCCGCGAGACGUGGAGAGGAAGGAUUCGACCUUGUCAUUAUGGUUCGGGGCCUGGCCGGCUUAGGCAAGGAAUGGCAUGAGCUGCUGGCUCUGAAGACUGACGACAAGGAGGCUGUGACAGAAUGGAUGAAUAUGCUUGGUUCCAACCCGUUGCCUCCGAGGCUGAAUCGCACCCCCGAUUUUGUGCAUCCACCUGCGCCUUUGGCCGUCACCGCAGCAUUUGAAUCUCGUCCUGAGCAAGCGGACGCGCACAGUCAGAUAUCGGAUAAGGCAACCACCGUGGAACAGUUGGACGUCCCCAUCGGUGAGCCAUCUGUCCUCGGAGCCCACAGCAAGCCGAGCCGUGGGUCUAAACCUAGCAUCCCUAUAGUCCACGUGCCGUCGCCAGGACUGAGUUUAGGAGGCGGACUGGCGCCGAAACCUGUCCCGCAAUACCGCGUGCCGCCAACCACAAUAACAAGGAAGCCUGUGCCAUCAGCGGUGUCUUCCGAUCGGUCCACCAUUUCGGAUCGCUCACUCAGAGAUUCCGCGACAAUUCUGACCACGUCGUCGAAAACAACAUCAACAAGACCUGGAUAUCUGGCAGGUCACGCAGAAAAGUCCGAGGCGUUUAGAUCUUCCCAGCCGCCAAUCAUACAACAAGCAUCCGAAGAGACGAGAACGCAGACUCAGAGCGCCAAUCACAAAGGCGUCUCGAAAACUCUGAAAGGAGCGCAUGCCUCUGACGGAUGGCCAUCUUCUCCAGUCUCUCAUCACAACCAAGCUCCGAAGUCGACCGCUGCAACAGCUUCGCCUCAGGAGUCGCAAACUCUCAAGCAACACUCCACCACCCCGUCCCCUUUGCCUACAACAGGACUCGAAGCACCCGUACAAAGGCCUGCUUAUCAUCGAGCAGUGUCAUCAACACCAUCAAAAGACCUCCCUACUGUCAACAAGCUUCGCAUUCAACCCGCUCACCAGAAGCCGUCCUCGGUGCAGACAGUUCAACAAUCACCUGAGGUGCAACGGCUGUCACCGCAGGAAGACCAGUGGGCACAUCAAUCGAACCGUGGGCAGAAGGGCUCAACGAAGAGCAAGAUCUAUACAGAAGAUAUCCCACCACCGCCAGUCCACAACCAACGUCAAGACCGACCCGUGCGACUCAGUCUUGGUGCUUCCCCCUCUCCGCCAUCCACUCCCCCUCAACGCUCGGGCAUCCUCCUGCCGAUAUCAAAUAACAACCCAGGCCUCGUUCCAAAACCUACACCGAGCCCGUCCGAUAAAACGUUAAAACCGCGGACGUCAUCACCUCUGAAGCAUGAAUACGCGCCAUCCACAAGCUCUGGCAGCUCUUCCGACUCCGAUUCCGAUAGCGAGAGUGAUACAUGUUCGGACACGUCGGAAGAUGUGGUAUCCGAGCAUGGAGAUGUACCGACCCCUCUUGUUGCGAUCACUGGCGCUGAUCGUCGAGCAUCUAAGCCGUCCAUGCCUCCCCCGAUGCCACCAUCGUCGUAUCAGGGUACAGGCACCUCUACAGGAACGCGCACGCUGGCCCCCUCGGAUUCAGCUUCUCAAGGGCCAUAUCGCAGGGUUCCCUCUUCUGCUGCAGCCCCAGCCCACAAGAAGUCGAGGACAAUCGCAUUGAUCUGCUCGUGGUCAGAUAGAGGCAUGUGGGAACAGAUCCACCCCGACGAGUGCUCCAUCGUCAUAUCUCCAGGUUUAAUUGAGGCCUUUGAAAUGUCAGCAGCCCACUCCGUCCCGCAAAGCCGCCCUACAGACGACUCAGAUUCGAGGGCGUCCUCGCCAGGUCAACAACCACUUGUGGCUUUCGAGCUGACUCCCAUCGUCCCACUACGAAGAGGAACUGCGUUGGACAUUUCUAUCCGGUCACCCCCGACUCCAAAUUCUAAGAUCAGGAUAACCAACAAUGUCAUGUUUCGGUCACGCAACCCCGAAGAGUGUGAAGCACUGUACGGCAUGAUCAACUGGGCGCGUUGUAACAACCCGACUUACAUCCAACUUCAAAAUGCACGUCCGGCUCGGCAACCGUCAGUCACCUUUAACGUUGGGCAAGCUUCACAUACACGCGCAAAGUCGAGUUCGUGGUUCAGCUUCGGUAGUCAGAAGAAGUCAAGUUACCGCGCGUCGUCUGCACCGACGCCCGCGUCGGUCGACUUUUCGGUCGAGAGCUCGGGUACCACGACGAGUGCGUUCUCCGCCUUCAAGAGAUUCAGCGUUAGCAACGCUUUCAAUCUGAACAGGUCAUCGGUCCUUCGCAAGGAAGGCGGAGUAGGCACACCCGGCUCGCUGUACUCUUCCAGCAGCGGCACCCGCACCGGCUCGGGUUCCAGUACUCCGGCUCCCAGCCAAGCUGGCUUUAUUCCCGGCCACGACGGACCCAAUGUUCCAUCUACCAGCGCAGCCGCGGCCGAAGGGGGAGGCAUGGUCAACAACAUGAAGAUCCGCCUCUACGUCAGAAAAGGCCAGCACUGGGAGAACCUAGGAGCCGCCCGGCUGACUGUGCUACCUUCGGCGUCCCCGCCACAAAGCGGCCAAACGACCUCCAGGCAUUCAGGAGUUCUUGCGGGAGCCUCUUCUCCACCCGCCACGCCGGCCCACUCCCAUUCCCGCUCAGCCUCGAACCUUACUCCCGUGGGACAGCCCUCUAUCACCCGCGGGCCCCGCCUCCCCAGCUCCAGCCACACGCCGCACCGCGUUCACGGGAACGGGCGCGAAAAGCGCAUCCUCAUCACGCGGAACAAGGACCGCGACGUCGUCUUGCUCGACUCGGUGCUCGGGGAGAGCUGCUUUGAGCGCGUCAUGCAGACGGGCGUGGCGGUCAAGGUGUGGAACGAGGACGAGGUCAUUGCGCACACGGGCGGUGUGACGUUGGGUAAGGAGAGGGUGUAUAUGCUCCAGUUCGCGGGGGCGAGGGAGGCGGGGUGGGUGUUUGGGCUGGUGGGGACGUAUAGGUAUGGGGCUGGUGAGUGA
Molecule: messenger RNA, 5469 nt
Organism: Cladophialophora yegresii CBS 114405
Lineage: Eukaryota; Fungi; Ascomycota; Eurotiomycetes; Chaetothyriales; Herpotrichiellaceae
Exons: 1
Coding region: 1-5469 (1822 amino acids)
Source: RefSeq, a predicted model, not a curated record